GGCCAGAUGCACAACUCUGGAUUAUAUCAGGAUCCGUCAACCAGCGAGGAGGAGUCUGUUGAGUAUGUGGUAAUCAACUAUCCUGGAAUUGUAAAAAAUGUACAGAAAGCUAUUGACUCUCUUGGCGGGGAACGAAUUAUCAACAUGGCACAUGCUGCUCAUCGACCUUUAGAACUUCGGUACAGGCCCGAUAACGUGUAUGCUAAUCCUAUGAUAUCUGAACGCCAAACAGUUGAGAAGUCUUCGGGCACGGGAACGGUUUUUGGAAUUUUGAAAGUUAGAAGGAAAAAGAGAUCGCCGCAAGUCGCAGAGGCUAAGAUUACUGGUAUAGUGAAUACCGUAUACUGUUUUAAAGCGAUGUGUGACUUCCAAUAUUUACCACUGCAAAAGAAAGAAGGAAUGGACUCUGUUUUUGAUGAUUUAGCGUUGAGGCUAAUUCCAAACGAUUUACCCAGUGCUUUGUCGUGGUGGGAAACUUGUAGUGGUAGUGAUGAUACGCCCCUGUUCUUGCCUCCUUAUCAAUUUUCAAGGUAUAAUACUCCGUCAAAUAAGAUCCUCUGUAGGGAAACAGACUAUUCGAUAGAAAAGAUCAAGCAAAAGAAUGGCGGUCAUGGACAAAGUUUGCGUUCUGAACGACGGGCGUUGUCAGUUACCGUACAUGCUAAUGACGUCUUUCCAGCUGCACCAUCCGAGGAAGCAAUAGCGGAUGCGAAUCUCAGAUGUAAACAUGAGGGGCCGCAUAAACUGCUAGAAGACUUAUUUAAAGAAAGACCUAUGUGGACCAGGAUUGGUAUUGCCAGUAAAACCGGACUUGAAGCUUGUUUAAUAAAGACACUGAUACAGAAAUUUGCAUUUUAUAUAUCUAGUGGACCUUGGGGGCGUCUGUGGUGCCGGUUUGGCUACGACCCUCGAACAGACCCUGAUGCCAAGAUCUAUCAAACCGUAAUGGUCACUUUCAGACAGCACACGAAGAUUCCUGAAAGAAGACGGCUAAAAGUGGUUAAGAUUACUUCUGAGCGGAGUCUUCCCAUUGCUAUCAAUUGCAACAGUGCCUCUCUUACGCAAGACGCCUCCUCGUUCAACACGGAAGAGCAGCUUAUCGACUACUGGUAUUCUCCAGGUCAGCUACCCAAAGUAAGGCAGAUGUGGUACUGUCUAUGCGAUGUUCGUCUUCCAGAAGCGGAACAAGUCCUGCGCAAGACUUACUUCGCUCAAGGUGAUCGCGCAGACGAGCAGUACGGAUGGUUACCUCCUGAAGCAAUAGAACAAGUCCGAGAGGCAGUGAAAGAAGAUGUCAAAAGAGUGAGCGACCAACUAGAUGACAACGGAGAAGGUGAUGGACUAAUCGAUGCCUUGGAUGAGGAGUGGAAUUCAAAUUAG
Messenger RNA from Enterobius vermicularis (human pinworm), 1380 nucleotides. The record is from the annotation of a GenBank genome assembly. NCBI's taxonomy places the organism in Eukaryota, Metazoa, Nematoda, Chromadorea, Rhabditida, Oxyuridae.